AGGAGGAACCAUGAGAGGAGGUCCAUCAGCCGGAAUGGGAGACGAGGCAGAGUGCUGAGAGAGGGCGUGCUAUGGAGGAGGUGAUAGAGGUUGAGGAGGACACUCCACCUCAGGCGCAUGCUACAGACUUGGGGCCAGAAAUCGUACCGGAGAUCGCCCGCGAGGAGGAGGAGGAGCCUCAGCAGGAAGAGAUUCCGUCCCCACCACCAGAGGCAAUCCCUUCGCCAGAGGUGAGGAUGGAGAUGGAGCAAGAAAGGAUUGACUGGAGGAGAGAGACCAUCUCCACGAUUAAUAAGUAUCUGGCUGCGCAUGCCCAAGAGCACCCUGACAUCGAGGAGCCCGUGCCUAUGGAGCCACCACGAGAGCCGCGCCAGCCAGAGAGAGAGGCGGGGGCCGAGAUUCCGGGAAGAGCAGACCAUCGUACAAGAGGGAGAGUACCGUCAAGGGAGACAGCCGAGGAGAAAUGGGCCAGAGUUGGGAAGUGCGCGGAGGAAAUUUGGCAGGAAAGACAAAGACUGGAGACGGCAGGGGCACUCCCAGAUCAGCCACCAGGCACACCUCCUAAACCAUGUGGAGUCAAGGAAAUGUGGGAUGAGUUCCUUGGCCAGCAUGGCGAGGGGUUGGCGACUCCAGAGAGGCCAGGACUCGGGACAUCGAGGAUGGCGAAUGAGUACCUGGAUCAUAAGAUCCGCUUCUUGGCCAACACAUCUUUCAAUAGGUACCUAAUGUUGGAAGCUGAUCUAGUCGGAAAGAAGAUGAAGGAAGCGAGUCAGGGAGUGAGUUUGGAGGCGGUUGAGGUGGAGGUCUGAGAGCUCAGGUCAUUGGUGGCUAGUCAAGCCGCCAUUAUCC
Chara braunii is the source of this 849-nucleotide messenger RNA. The record is from the annotation of a GenBank genome assembly. NCBI's taxonomy places the organism in Eukaryota, Viridiplantae, Streptophyta, Charophyceae, Charales, Characeae.